AGAGAGAGAGGGGGGGGGGGGAAGCAACAAAAACGUUAAUAGUUGUGUCUUUAAUUAGAGCAUGUUAAUCAAAUCAUAAAACCUUUCAUUCUUAUAUUCUCUUUCUUUCUUGUUUUCAUGAUUUCAGGAUCUCUGUCUGUUGAAUUGAGUCCAAUCUAACCUCUCUCUCUCGCUCGCUCACCCAUCUCCAGAAGCAUUACAAUUAUCCGUUCCGAUAUUUUCUUUAUUUCUGGUCAGAGGAAAAAAUAAAUCCAAAUCCCAUAUUUUUGCUGAAAAUAGAUUCCAAUUCUGCUGUUUUUUUCUUCUAAUCCUUCACUUUGUCUUCUCGCUCGUCAUGUCUUGUGGUUUCAAGGAAUAAGUCUGGUUUUGAUUGAACUGUGGAAUGGAAGGUGGUAUAUAUCCAGGGUUCGGUAAUGAAACUCAAGUAGAUGGCAAGGUUUUGGAAACAUUCCAAAAGAGUUUUGUGCAAGUUCAAGACAUACUAGACCAAAACAGGCUGCUAAUCAACGAGAUUAACCAAAACCACGAGUCAAAGAUCCCAGAUAACUUGAGCCGGAAUGUUGGAUUAAUUAAAGAGUUGAACAACAAUAUUAGAAGAGUUGUCGAUCUCUAUGCCAAUCUCUCCAGCUCGUUCAGCAGGUCGAUGGAGGUUUCAUCGGAAGGCGAUUCAGCCGAGCCUGAAGAAAAAGCUACUCAGAAGAGAAUUAGAUCUGGUUAAAUUUGAUCAAGCUAAGCCUUUUUUUAUAAAUUAAAUUAUUUUUCACUGUGGAAUAAGGGGAGCAUUUUGAUAUUGUAGUAAAAGAAAAGAAAGAUUGAUAGUACAUGAAAUGUGUCUGAGAUCUUGAAGUUUCAACAUAAU
Messenger RNA from Hibiscus syriacus, 859 nucleotides. Its product is annotated as protein ELF4-LIKE 4-like. Lineage: Eukaryota; Viridiplantae; Streptophyta; Magnoliopsida; Malvales; Malvaceae. The transcript has 2 exons. Gene Ontology annotation, biological process: entrainment of circadian clock; positive regulation of circadian rhythm. The record is from RefSeq and is a predicted model, not a curated record. The coding region runs from base 383 to 718 and encodes 111 amino acids.